Molecule: messenger RNA, 1327 nt
Organism: Canariomyces notabilis
Lineage: Eukaryota; Fungi; Ascomycota; Sordariomycetes; Sordariales; Chaetomiaceae
Exons: 5
Coding region: 368-1264 (298 amino acids)
Source: RefSeq, a predicted model, not a curated record
AAGCCACCAACGUCACCGCUCCCCUUGCAGUCUGGACAUGUCGAUGACAUCUCUUCCCGGGCGAUAAAUAAGAUUAUGGCUGAUGUCGAUAACUAAGUAUUGGGAUCCCGUCCGGUCGUCUUUGCACUUUCUGGUUUGGUGGUUUCUUUCUGGGCUGCCUGGUGCCGACGAAGCGAGACCCUAAAUAGGAGUUUGGCUUCUCUGGUCGCUAAACGCGUCAUUCCGUUUCGACCGUGAAGGAGCCCAAGGGGUAGGCUAAUUGCAUCAGCGAAUCGCAAUGACCCCGCUUCACACCAAGGCGGGUUCCGGCCUCCACCCUCUUUUCAUUCUGCCAAUUCCAUCCCUUUGAUGAUCUCCCAAGCCCAAUAUGCCUCACGCCGCUUUGCAGUGCCAGACGUGCUUUGCGCAUUUUCCAACAGAUAGAGCCCUUCGUAAGCACGUUAACGGUUAUCAGAAAUGUCUGGCACAUUUGACUCCGCUUGACGCAUAUCCCGCGUCCGACAGCGGCAAUGGCGGAAGCAAUAAAGAUGAGCACCGCAACAAUGACGAUGACGAUACAGACAUCGCCGAUGCUGAGGACGACGGGACCAUUCGCACAAGGACUGGUACUGACGAGCAUUCCCUGUUUUGUUGUCCUCACGAGGAGUGCGACCGUAGGGAGCCAUUCACUAGAAAGCAGGAUCUUCUACGGCAUUAUACAAGAUACGUUCCUUGCAAUGAGAUCUGCCCAUUCUGCUACGAGACUUUCACCGUAGCCCGUCAAUAUUUUGUACACAAUUGCAAGCGCAGAGAACCCGGGGACAAUUCCAGGGAACAAUAUCAUUUCACCGGCAGAGACUCCUCUCGAACAGCCAUAGGAGCGGCAGAAAAAGAAGCAGGGAAACAGCAAGACAUCAACGGUACCAUGCCCUCAGAUUGUAACUUCCGCAGGCUGAGGUUCGCGUCUGGGUUCCCUGAAGCAGCAUCUGGGGGUUUCCGUCCGCGAGCACCAGUCUUCGAGUCUCUCACGAUGUUGCCAAACUGCAUGCCGCAAGAUAACACGACACCGUCACAGUUCACGUUGCGAGCGCCUGCCCUUGAGUUCCUACCGGACUAUACGCCACAACAAGAGAGCACAACAUCGCCCGACUUCCCGUUGCGAGCACCAGCACUUGAGUCUCUCCCGAUGCUACCAAAUUAUACCACACAGCAACAUGAACCAACGUCACCUAGGUUCCUAAUCAAUCCUGGCGACGACUUCUCCGCUAAUCAGAACAUUAUCUAAACGACUACCCUCAGACGCAAGGAUUCUGAAAAGGAGAAGGGAGGAAGGAGGAAGGGCGGUAAU